AAAUUCACAGCGGUAUGUACUACUCUACUCGACCACUACUUUAUAAGAAUUCACCCCCAUCCCUCAUUUCAAAAAAAUCUUUCCUAUAUUACUCUCCCUUCCAUCCUUUUUCCCUACUACAUAACUUAUGCAAUAUUAUAGCUAGCCAAUUAAUUUCCACUUCUUUUCUGAAUUAAUUCCACAUCUUCUCAGCCCCCGAAAAAUGAAAUCCAUAGAUCUUUUUUGUGCUUCUCCUGCUUCCACGGCCAUAUGUUCAAGCAUGGAUCAACGUACUAUGGUCCGUCAUGGCAUAAGACAUCAAAUUGAUCGUAAAAUCGACCGAUUAGGUGACCCACGGACACCAAAAAUCAAAACUCCGAUACCAUGUUCUUCUCAUCAACUUCCAUUCGAUCCGAAAAAUUACUACCAUCAAAAAAAUCAAAAGAGCCAAGAUGGAAAAUUACGUCGAAAAAGCUCAGCUGAUGUAGCUGACUUAGGUGGUUCCUCUAGGUACUUGUUAAGUGAUAGUACUACUCCAUUUAUAGAUUUCUUAUCAUCAUCUGAUAAUUGUAUUUCUGGUGAUGCAAAAGCUUUGGUUCCUAGCAAACCUGUAAGGGCUAAAAGUACCAAUGAGCGGCUCAUGUAUCGAUCUUCAUCGACUCGUUCGGUCGAAUCUCCGGUCUAUAAACCUUCAUCAACUUACUCAAAUGAUUUGUGUGUCUAUAAAUCAACCCGUUCAUGCCCCCGUGAACAGGUUGUGGAGUUGAGGGUGUCAAUCCACUGCAAAGGUUGUGAAGGGAAAGUUAGAAAACAUAUAUCCAAAAUGGAAGGAGUGAAAUCAUUUAAUAUAGAUUUGGCUUCAAAGAAAGUUACGGUCAUCGGCGAUGUGACACCCCUAGGAGUAUUGACAAGUAUUUCUAAGGUGAAAAGUGCACAAUUUUGGCCAUCUCCAACUACUUCUUCGUCUUCGUCUUCGUCCUCCUUUUCUUCAAUGGUCUAAAGAAAGUUGCUGUUAAAUUACUGAUGUAAUACUAUUGAUUAGUUUUGGAAUAUCCUAUAGAAGAUGAGUGUGCUUUUUUAUUUUUGGUUUAAAUUAAUGACUAAAAGUUUCAAAAUUAGUCAUUAAUAUAGUGUAUUUCUUAAUUACUUUACUAUAUAUACUAGAGCAGCAUGACCCGCACGGGCCCAACAUUAAGAUAUUUAUUUGUCUUUUCAA
Capsicum annuum is the source of this 1195-nucleotide messenger RNA. RefSeq names its product protein SODIUM POTASSIUM ROOT DEFECTIVE 2. The coding region runs from base 203 to 979 and encodes 258 amino acids. The record is from RefSeq and is a predicted model, not a curated record. The transcript has 3 exons. NCBI's taxonomy places the organism in Eukaryota, Viridiplantae, Streptophyta, Magnoliopsida, Solanales, Solanaceae. Gene Ontology annotation, molecular function: metal ion binding.